Fimicolochytrium jonesii is the source of this 579-nucleotide messenger RNA. RefSeq names its product ribonuclease H-like domain-containing protein. The record is from RefSeq and is a predicted model, not a curated record. Lineage: Eukaryota; Fungi; Chytridiomycota; Chytridiomycetes; Spizellomycetales; Powellomycetaceae. The transcript has 2 exons. Gene Ontology annotation, cellular component: nucleus. Gene Ontology annotation, biological process: rRNA processing. Gene Ontology annotation, molecular function: 3'-5' exonuclease activity; nucleic acid binding. Bases 1 to 579 code for a protein of 192 amino acids.
AUGGACGCCGCAGCGGAUGAGGUGUCGGAGCACGCGAAGAACAAAAUCGGGAAGUACAUUGGGAUGGAUUGUGAGAUGGUGGGUGUCGGUUUGGACGGGGAUCAAUCGGUACUGGCACGGGUCAGUUUGGUCAACUUCCAUGGCCAUACGAUUAUGGACAAGUACGUCCAGGCGCAGGAGACCAUAACGGAUUACAGGACGUUUGUCAGUGGUAUCACGCCCGAGCUGCUGAAGAAUGCCGUUCCAUUCAAACAAGUACAGCAGGAAGUGGCAGACUUGAUCAAAGACCGCAUCGUGGUCGGACACGCCUUGAAAAACGAUUUCAACGCCCUCCUACUCACCCAUCCACAACGUCUCAUUCGCGACACAGUCACAUACAAACCGUUCCGCGCUCUCGCCCGCGGGCGGUCUCCGGCUCUACGAAAACUGGCGAAGGAGCUGUUGGGUUUGGACAUCCAAUCCGGCGAGCACUCGUCUAUUGAGGACGCGAGGGUUGCCAUGCUGCUUUACCGGAAGGAGAGGGUAAAGUGGGAAAGCAUGCUGCACAGGAAGGGGGCCAUCAAAGAGCAGGUGCAAUAA